AUGAAAUUCGUUUUUGGAGUUGUUCUCGUCGCCUUCGCUGUUGUUACAUUCACAUAUGGUUAGUUUUUCUUUUUUUUUUAAUUUUUUGAAGAGAAGAUGAUAGGCUUCUUUUGAUUUAUAGAAGAAAAUGAGCAAACAUCAGAUUUUUUUUUGAAAAAUGAAAUAGAAAUUCAAUUUAAGUUGUACUACUUGUUUUGUUUUGAAGAGAAAUAAAAGUUAAAGUGAAAAAUUGAAUUUACGAUAAAAAGUUACAAGUGUGCCCUACCGCACAAAAAACAUAUUUCCUAAAUUUUCAAACUUCCAAUUCCAGCUGCUCCUUCACCGCUCGAAGAGAAACUUCGAGCUCUUCAAGAGCAAUUGAACACAAUCGAAAAGGAGACCGAAACUCAACAAAUCGGACAAGCUCAAUCAAUUCUCGGAUUCCAACCGCAAAAACGAAUGGUGGCUUGGCAACCAAUGAAGAGAUCUUUUGAUGAUUCGAGACAACCUUGUUAGUUUUAGAGGUUUAGGGGGAAAAUUACGGUAUUUUAGGGUGCGCAAAAAACCCAGUUUCAAUUUCUUUGUAAUUUUCACCAUCUUCGAAAAACACCCCAUAGUUCAGUCGGUAAAGCUUUUGUCCCACGCCCCAGCUAUGCUGGUUCGAACCCCACUGCCUGCAACAUUUUUUUUGUAUUUUUCGUUUCAGCUUUUUCUCAGAAGCUUUGUUAAUUAAUUAGUGUUCCGACUGCUUCGAGAAUCAAAAAAUCAAAACUCCCACGCUUCGAAGAAUUUCGAAAUUCUUCGAAUAUUCAGGCAGGUCGGGUCAUGUGAUAAAUUCCAUUGUUAUCAGCUUAUUGACACCAUUAAAAAUAAUAUUUUUAUGAGUAGAAAGUAUUUAGAAAAGCGGGGUAGAAACCAUAGAUUUUAUCGAUUUUCUUGGGAAAAUUUGAGUUGAAAAAAAUAUGCAUGUCAAAAGCAAAUCUAAUUUUCUCCAAUUUUUUCCAGUGGUCCACGCAAUCGAAGCUCGUUUGGCUGAAGUUUUGCGAGCCGGCGAACGACUUGGCGUAAAUCCGGAAGAAGUUUUGGCCGAUCUUCGCGCCAGAAAUCAAUUCCAAUAG
This is a messenger RNA of Caenorhabditis angaria, 1097 nucleotides long. NCBI's taxonomy places the organism in Eukaryota, Metazoa, Nematoda, Chromadorea, Rhabditida, Rhabditidae. The record is from the annotation of a GenBank genome assembly.